Megalobrama amblycephala (Wuchang bream) is the source of this 1557-nucleotide messenger RNA. RefSeq names its product interferon alpha-inducible protein 27-like protein 2A. Gene Ontology annotation, cellular component: membrane; mitochondrion. The record is from RefSeq and is a predicted model, not a curated record. Lineage: Eukaryota; Metazoa; Chordata; Actinopteri; Cypriniformes; Xenocyprididae. The transcript has 4 exons. Bases 222 to 545 code for a protein of 107 amino acids. Gene Ontology annotation, biological process: apoptotic signaling pathway.
UGUAUUUCAAAGCCGAAUGUACUUCAGUGGAGAAUUCGGGAUUCUGAGCCGCCAAGCGCCCCGUGGAGGAAUAUACUGUUCUUGCAGUGCUGCAGUUUCGUUUUGUGAAUCAUUUGGGCGUGUAGUCUUCAAAACCUAAGCUGCAGUACAAGACUUCCGAAUGAAAAGUCAUUCUGCUGUUGUCACGCUGUAGUUUCAUUUAUUGUAAACUUUUCGAAAGCAUGCCGCUUCCAAAAGCUCUAUUCGCCGCCAUUGGGGUUACAGCUGGGGCUGCUGGUGCUGUUAUUUUGACCCCGUUUGCGCUCUACAUGGCUGGGUUCUCCGCCACUGGAAUCACAGCUGGUUCUUUGGGAGCUGGCAUGAUGUCAUCAGCAGCCAUCGCCAACGGGGGCGGAGUGGCUGCGGGAAGUUUGGUCGCGCUGCUCCAGUCAGCAGGUGCUGCUGGUAUGUCUGCAGCUGCAACAGCUGGUGUGGCAUCAGUGGGAGGCACUGCAGGGGGUCUGUUAGGAGGAGCUGUUGGUUUGUUGAAGAGGAUGAGGAGAUAAGAAAUGUCCAUCGAGCUUCUGAUCACAAACACUGACAAAGUCAGUGCAGCUUUGCAAUUGUAAUAAAUUAUCUCAAUUUCAUAAGCAGGUCCUUCUCGCCUGGUCUCUGUUAUACAAGCACAACUUUUCAGAGAAAUUCGGUAUAUAAGGUCUGGCAUGGGCUUGCCGACCCUUCAUUAAAUUAAUUGGUCCCACUUUAUAUUAAGUGGCCUUAACUACUAUGUACUUACGUCAAAAAGAAGUACAAUGUACUUAUUGUGUUCAUAUUGUAUUGCAAAACACUUUUUGCUGCUAUUGAGAUGGAUACGGGUAAGGUUAGGGGCAGGUUUGGUGGUAUGGGUAGGUUUAAGGGUGGGUUAACAUGUUAGGGAUGGGUCAGCAGUGUAGUUAUAAAUGUAAUUACAGAAAUUAAUUGCAGAUGUAAUUACAUGCAGGUAUUUUUUACAUAAGUACAGUGUAAAAACAUGUAUUUACACAUUAAGUGCAUUGUAUUAAAUGGUUCAUUUAAAUGUAAUUACAUAGCAGUUAAGACCACUUAAUAUAAAGUGGGACCAAUUAAUUUAUAAAAAUAAAAAAAAGAAGAAGAUGGAUUGUGGCAUUGGUAUUAGAUCUGUCAUUAGAGGGGAUUGCUGGGUGCCAUAUAGAUAAAUGACUUUUGGACAAAAAGUAUUGUCUGAAAUGGGGAGUAUUUAUUGAAAUAGCUUACCCAGGUCAUUAAGACAGUGUUGUACAUAUCACACAUAUAAAGAUCACCUUAAAAAGUGGCUUAUGUUGAACCAGAUGUGUAAACAUUUUACUUGUGUAUUUUUUAAUAAUGUGUUUGGGGUAUUUGACUAUUAGUGUUUUAUGUAUAUUUGAGUAUUGUGUCCUUGUGUCAAGGGACUACAGAUGUAAAUUAGCAAUGUUGCUAUAUAAUCCGGCUUGUUAACAUUUUGUAUUUUAUACUAAUGUUCAUAUUUUAAUUGCAAAGAUUGUCCCUAUUAAAUAAAUAAACAAAUUGAAUCAAAACAAA